AUGGCCGACCACGAUGCCGCAGCUUCCUCGCUCUCGCCGGCCCCCACGCCCCAGUUCGCCCGCGCCUGUCGCAGCUGCGCCGUGGCCAAGACGAAAUGCGUCCCGGCUGCCGGUGCCGCGAGCAGUGACUGUGAACGCUGCCACCGCCUGAAGCGCGUCUGCGUGCGCGAUGCUCCAAGCAUGCGGAAGAGAAAGCCACCCACUGCCAAGAACGCACGCCUGGAACAGAAGCUGGACCAGCUUGUAACGCUGCUGGCCACCAAUCCGCCGGGACAGGGCCAGCCUAGACAUGCCCAUCAGGCGUCCUCCUCGCCGACACCUGAACGCCCGCAAUACACUCCCAGCACUACCAAUACCGUUCCGUCUGAACCCAGUGAAAAUGUCCCGCCGCGCCCGCGACCAACCUCUCCUCCGAUUUCUGGCGAGAGAGGGGCCUUCAGUGCCCGUCCCGUCCACGUACCAUGCGACCCGUCGGAGCUCGAUCCCGAUGAUGCCAGAACUGCAGAAUGCCUGUUUAAUUAUCGGACCUACAUGUCCAAGUACUUCCCCUUCGUCAUCAUACCCCCAGAUGCCACAGUCCAGACUUUGCGUGACACCAAGCCGUUCCUCCUGAAGGCAAUCGUCGUCGUGGCCUCCAUCCAGGACCUGGCCAAGCAGAGAGCGCUCGGACAUGCCUUGAUGGGCGAGCUCACCACGCUACUCCUGAUCCAGGGCAGAAGAAGCGUUGAUUUACUGCAGGGUAUCCUCGUGUGGCUGGCUUGGUAUCACGUCCACUUUUUCACUAACCCGCAGACAACCAAUCUAUUGCAGCUUGCCGUAGGGUUGGUCAUUGAUCUUGGACUGAAGCGGGGAGCCCGGGCUUAUGGCUCCGAGAGGCUUGAAAGAGGCAUCACCCGGAGCGCGCAUGGAGAGCUUGCCAAUUCUGAGCUGCAUACAUCAGAUGAGAGGCGGGCUCUUCUCGGUUGCUUCUAUCUGUCUACCAUUGUGGCCCAGUGGGCAAAGCGAUACGACUCGCUGCGGUACAGCGCCCAGUUGGACGGUGUUUGCCGCUACCUGGAAGAAGCUCAAGAGUACCCGACGGACCAGUACCUCGUCUAUCUCGUACGUCUCCAACGUAUUGUCCAACGCAUUGAGCGAAAAGUGCCCAUCGAUGAUUUCACCGCCGACACCAUGAUUCCAAUAGCCAUGUUUGUUAAGGCCCUCCGCGGCGAACUCGAUGAUUUCAAGAAAUCACUCCCUGCGAACCUUGCAGAUCAAUCCGCCUCAGCUAUCAUGUGGCUGCAUUACUACAGUGCAGAAAUAUACCUGUACGAGAUCAGUCUGAGUUCUCUUCCAGGUACGCCACAAUACGGCGACUACACUUACCGCCGGCUGGAAAUGCUCAACGGCUGCAUGCACGCCGCGAAGGCUUUCAUCGAUGUGUACUACCAAAUCCCCUCGGCGAGCCUGAUCAACGUGCCCUUCAUGCACUUCGCGCAGCUCACCAGCACCAUCAUAGCUUUGUCAAAACUGACCCGUCUUGAGUGCCCGGGCUGGGACCAAGCAUACGCUCAAGAGUUCCUUGACUUUGGUGGCGUCAUGAUGAAGAUGUCAGCGCGCUACGAGGAGGCGCGUGCUGUAGCAGAAGUUCCCCUUGCCGAUAACCCGCUUUUCACUUUCUUCGCCCGCAAACUGCGUUUCAUCAAGGCAUGGAACGAAGCAAAGCUGAAGGGGACAGCUGAGGCGCUCGAAGUCAGGGAGGACAACCGCAGAAGGGCGCAAAAGGCCGCAGAGGUCGCGGCAGUGAAUGGUGCAGCGACUUCUGCAGCCCCUGUUGUUACGGCUGCAGAGAAAAGCGACGGUGCGAGUUUGAAUGUUAAUAUAGGUGGUGAGCCGAUGCAGCUGGAGCACAUCAGUCAGGAGGACAUCUUCGAUCAGCUUGACCCGAGCUUCUGGCAGGAGUGGGCAACGGACGAUAUGACAAUGUGGGAUGCGGACGCUAUGCAGCAGCCCUGCAGCUGGAAUUUCGAGGGGUUGGGUGCGGGAUAUCAAUGA
Molecule: messenger RNA, 2034 nt
Organism: Diplodia corticola
Lineage: Eukaryota; Fungi; Ascomycota; Dothideomycetes; Botryosphaeriales; Botryosphaeriaceae
Product: zn 2cys6 transcription factor
Exons: 6
Coding region: 1-2034 (677 amino acids)
Biological process (GO): regulation of DNA-templated transcription
Cellular component (GO): nucleus
Molecular function (GO): zinc ion binding; DNA-binding transcription factor activity, RNA polymerase II-specific; transcription cis-regulatory region binding
Source: RefSeq, a predicted model, not a curated record